Haliotis rubra (blacklip abalone) is the source of this 3383-nucleotide messenger RNA. RefSeq names its product cubilin-like. The record is from RefSeq and is a predicted model, not a curated record. The transcript is spliced from 20 exons. The coding region runs from base 78 to 2753 and encodes 891 amino acids. Lineage: Eukaryota; Metazoa; Mollusca; Gastropoda; Lepetellida; Haliotidae.
ACCACAUAUAAGAACUGCUCGUCAUUACACUGAACACCCGAGUCUGUUGGAAGCUCAUAAGCCGGAAUUCAAAACACAUGUUGGGGAUAUACAAAACUAUAGCCGUCUUUCUCGGUACACUGUCGUCACUGCAUGCUGCGAGUACAGACAGAUGUUUUCGGGAAAUCACUCUCAGCGGAGACGCAGCCAAUAUUACAUCGCCCGGGUAUCCAGAGUCAUAUGGCCCUAACUUAACAUGCGGAUGGAAUAUACACGCAUCGUCCCCAGACCGUCAAGUUGGCGUUUAUAUUGUAUACCUUGACUUGGAAGUGUCCUACAAUUGCCAGUAUGACAGGCUGUCCUUCUAUGAUGGGCCAGACAAAUCAAAUGGAUCCAUGUUCACAUUUUGCGGCAGAGAUUCAACCCCGAGAAGUAUCCUCAGCAGCAGCAAUAGCAUGUACAUAGAGUUUAUCUCAGAUUCUUUUGUGAAUUCAGAAGGGUUUCGCAUCAUCGUUAUCGACGUUGAAAAAUGUGGGGGAAGGCUGACAGCAACAUCUGAGAAACGGAACUUUGCUUCCCCGGGGUAUCCUUACACCUACUUCAACAAUCUUAACUGCACGUGGAUCAUCACUGCGGAAAAUGCAGCUGAUACAGUUGCACUGACAACCUUAAAUUCAGAUAUUGAGAAAGAUACUUCUUUUUUCAAUCCCUGCUCCCAUGAUGCCCUUCGCGUUUAUAACGGAAACACGACUGAAGAUGAUCAAUAUCUUGGGAGGUCAUGUGCAUAUCAGACUCCCAUAUACCAAAGUUCGAAGAAUUCACUGUUGGUCCGGUUUACCACUGAUGCUGGCACAACUAGGCCAGGCUUCAAGUUGCAAUAUUUCUCACGCAGAGUUGGUGACUGCAAUAACACGUUUCUGGUGUAUUCCUCACUCCUGACCAUUCUGUCACCUGGAUAUCCCGACUCUUAUGAAAGUAACUUGGAAUGCUUCAUAAUGCUGGUCGAUGCAUCACAAUCAACGCCUUACAACUUGGAACUGGACAUCGUCGACUCGGACUUAGAUGGCGCCUACCCGGACUGCCAAAAUGACUCGGUUACCCUUUAUUAUGAUCAGAGUGGGAGCCGCAUUACAGAGUUGUGUGGUAAUGCUUCAACAACUCCAGUGGGUCCGUACUACUCCAACGGAAUGGUAAUGACAAUGGUGUUCAAAACUGACGGUGACACAAGUGGUCGGGGCUUCCGAAUUAGUGCUUCCCACAGCGAACGGAAAGUGAUACCACCCCAAUCAGAUGACUGUGGCUCUCAGUUCCUUAAUGCAACAACAAGUCGACAGUUCCUACAGUCCCCUGGAUACCCUGUACGAUAUCAAAACAAUGAAGACUGUCGGUGGACAAUUGCGGCAUCUAAUAGCAGUAUGAUGGUGCGCAUCGACGUCAUUGACUCGGAUACAGGGUCUUAUGAUAGCGGUUACUAUAACUGUAGAUACGGCUAUGUUACGGUUUAUGACGGACCUUCGAUCUUCAGUCACAAGAUAUCAGUAUGGUGCGGCCCUUCACGACCGACUCUUCAGAGCACUGGAUCAGCUAUGACAAUUCACUUCCACACAUAUUCGUCACCACCCAAAAGAGGCUUCAAGAUGGCAUAUUUUGAAACGAAUGAACCAUACCAUUGUGGGGGAUCACUGAAUAUUACUACUACUGAUUAUACAACCUUGACAUCACCUCAUUAUCCUGGGCCAUACCCAAACGGCCAGGAUUGCACGUGGAUCAUUUAUGCACCAUCUAACACGAAUAUUGAAGCCCAAAUCCAUGAUUCAGUUAUUGAAGCUGGAUAUCAAUGCACUUCCGAUUAUCUAGAAAUAUACGAUGGCAUGAUGUCCAGUGUAUCAAGUGCCGGGAGCUUCUGUGGGAAUGACGACACUGACUACAUUAGUUCCGGUCACAUCAUCACCGUCAGGUUUCAUUCUGACUCAGGAACCAGAUACAAAGGAUUUCAAAUGUAUCUCAAGGCGGGACACUUUAGAGUUUCUGAGACAACGGAGCUUUCAGCUUCCUUCGGCAACGAGUACAUAUACUCUCCAAAUUACCCAUUUAAUUACCCGAGUAACGCUGAUGUCAGCUGGAAGAUUACCGCGGAUGAAGACAGAAGGGUUACAAUCAGCGUUACACAAUCAGGACUCGAAAAAUCGCAUGGUUGCAUUAAGGACUAUAUCGAAGCGUUUGAUGGACCUGACUUGAAUGCCCCGUCACUUGGUCGCUGGUGUGGAAAAAGUGAACCUCUCAAAACCAGCUCGGGUCCUGUUAUGUUCCUGAAAUUCAAGUCCGAUUCAUCUGGUGUUGAUCGUGGGUUCAAGGUGGCGUAUUCGUCGGAAUUCAAUUUUAAAUCCAGUGUUUUUACAGAUUCUCAUGUUGGAGCCAUUGUUGGGGGGUUCGAUUGGUGGCGCGGCUUGUCUGCUACUCAUAAUAAGUGUAAUCGGCAUAUGUAUCUACAAACACGGCCAACGCACCACUGCCACCAACAUCCCAGUGCAUUAUGCUGCAAGCCAGGUACCUGUGAUCAACAACUUUGGCCAAGCACCGAUCACCAACACAAUGCCCCCAACUGGACCGCCUACCAACGAACCGGCAGCUCAGGGUGUUGCCAUACCUUCCUCAGGGUACGUCAAUGCGAAAGAAUUACCCACCAAACUUUGAAGUUUGAUAUCAGGAGUAUGAUAUCAUCAUUCUCUAGUGAAUACACUACGCAUCAAUCCGUUGCCAUAAUUUGGUCGUGAGGCCAAUUGGAAUCGCAUCUAAUAGACGUCCAGUGAACUGAUUCAGCCAUAGGAAAUGCUGAAUGGAAAUCUGCACACACAUCCAUUGAGUUUGCGUUAUCCAUGUGCGUAGUGUAAUACAUCAUGCUUUGUCCACAACUAUAAACGUUAAAUGAUAUAUACGUUUGAUCAGAGUUGAACAGCUUCUGACAUCAGGAUAUUAUGACGUAACUAAUAAAAUGUAUAUAAUUAGAGGAUGAUGAACCUUCUGUCAGUUAAGCACCCUAAAAUAGACAACCGAUGAUAGUAUACGGUAUGAUGUGAUUUAUAUUGAUCUGCUUGGGUUAAUUCACGAAAAAUAAAAUAUUUUCAGCGGCAGUUAUAUAUAGUUUGAACCGAAAUAUGUGCAAGUGUUUUAUGUUUUCCGUGAUGUCUUUAUGCUUUGUACAGAAAUAUAUAAUGUGAGUAUGUAGUGAUCACGUGAACGUAUUUGUCAGAUCUCUCAUUAAGAGGAAUAUUUAUUUAUAUUUGACGUAUGAUGUAUGUACUAGAUUGGAAGUGAUAAUAAAUAAUCUUUCUUCGUCUUUGGAUUUUGUGUUAAAUAUUUUACUAUAUAACAUUCCAAUAAAACCACUCGUGAAGUCGUGUUAA